AUGACAAACUCUACACGAGUUUCAUAUUUCACUUUUACUGCCUAUUUUGAUUUAGGACUUUUUAAAUACUUAUUUUUCAUGAUUAUUAUGUGUUUUUAUAUUGUAAUUCUUUGUGCCAAUCUUCUGCUCAUUGUGGUUAUCUGUCUGAACAGAAGCUUACAUGAACCUAUGUACCUUUUUCUGUGCAGCCUGUUUGUAAAUGAGCUGUGUGGUAGUACAGGGUUGUUUCCAUUCCUUCUGCUUCAGAUUCUCUCUGACAUUCACACUGUUUCUGCUCCCUUUUGCUACCUGCAGAUUUUCUGUUUGUAUACAUAUGCUAAUGUACAGUUCUAUAACUUAGCCAUCAUGUCUUAUGACAGAUAUCUAGCUAUCUGUUAUCCUCUACAAUAUAACACACGUAUGACAUCUAACAAGGUUUCCAUGCUUAUUGCUGUAACGUGGUUAUUCCCUCUUCUACAUGUUGUUGUCAUGAUAUCAUUGAACACUUCUUUGCAGCUGUGCAGUAACAUUAUAGACAGAUUAUACUGUGACAAUUACUCUAUUGUGAAAUUGGCAUGCUAUUCCACUACAGUCAAUAAUGUGUAUGGACUCGCUUACACUUUCACUGUAUUAAUUGUUCUUACAAUAUUAAUCUUUUACACUUACAUGAGGAUUCUUAAAGUUUGUUUUUGUGGUUCUAAACAGACCAGACAAAAAGCUGUCAGUACCUGCACUCCUCACCUUGCUUCUCUGCUCAACUUUGCUUUUGGUUGUUUCUUUGAAGUAUUACAGAGCAGGUUUAAUAUGAGCAGUGUGCCCAUAGUGUUGCGAGUUAUUUUAUCUUUAUACUUUCUCACUUGUCAACCGCUCUUUAACCCUCUACUAUAUGGACUGAAUUUAAAAAAGGUCCGCAUGAUAUGCAAAAGUCUUUUCUUUGGUAAAAUUUAA
Molecule: messenger RNA, 927 nt
Organism: Micropterus salmoides (largemouth bass)
Lineage: Eukaryota; Metazoa; Chordata; Actinopteri; Centrarchiformes; Centrarchidae
Product: olfactory receptor 1509-like
Exons: 1
Coding region: 1-927 (308 amino acids)
Biological process (GO): G protein-coupled receptor signaling pathway
Cellular component (GO): membrane
Molecular function (GO): olfactory receptor activity; G protein-coupled receptor activity
Source: RefSeq, a predicted model, not a curated record